Messenger RNA from Fonticula alba, 4973 nucleotides. RefSeq lists its product as hypothetical. Gene Ontology annotation, cellular component: cytoplasm. The transcript has 12 exons. Gene Ontology annotation, molecular function: protein binding. The record is from RefSeq and is a predicted model, not a curated record. The coding region runs from base 376 to 4890 and encodes 1504 amino acids. NCBI's taxonomy places the organism in Eukaryota, Rotosphaerida, Fonticulaceae.
CCCAUUUUUCAGCGACGUGCGAGGCGCCCCUCGACCCACGCGCCGCGUCGCAGGGGGAGGGCGAGCAACCAUGCAUCUCCCGUGUUCCUCCCCCGCCGCCUCCUCCUCCUCCUUCUCCGCCGGCCGAUCUAUCGAUCUUCCUCUUUCUUCUGUCCCCCCGGUGCAUCUGCACCUGGCCUGCCUCCUCCCCCGUCAUUCGUGUUCCGCCACUCUCUCUGUCUCUCCCUGUCUCUCCCCCUGCAGCCGUCGUCAUCAGGCGUCCUUGCCCACUGGUGCCGUGCACCGCCAAAGGCACACUCGCGGUUCCUGGCUUCUGCGAUUGAUUGAUCUUGCUGUUGCGGCAGAGGUCCCCCUGCCCCCGCCGCCCGUUCCACCAUGUCUUUGGGUCAGGCCCUGGCCAUUCGGACUUCCAAGUAUACGGAGUUCAUCUCCUGCUUGAUGGCGUGCAUCGAGCGGCACCGGGAUGCGUUUGUAAGCGGCUCGGCGGCCCUCUUCCUGCCAAGUGACGAGCUCAUUUUCCUGCAGCAGAUGUUCAUUGUCUUCGAUCUCAUCCGCCCGUGUGCCUAUGACAAUGAGACCCUCAUCCCCGACUAUGAGGCCGCCAAGCCUCUUCUCAACCCGCGAAUUAGGGAGGGCGGGGCAAUCGUCGAGUUCUUCCAGCUCUUCUCGCGCCUCUAUCAGGUUCGAAUCUCUUCGAUGAAUGGACUUCUCUCCCGGCCUUCCUCGAUCAAUCUCCUCCUUUUCCCGAACCUAGCACACCUGGAAAUUAGACAGAUCUCCCCGGUAGCUCUGCGCGAGUUGGACUCCUAUCGUAGUGCUCUCGUGUCGCUCUCCUGCCAGGAGAGCCUUUCAGCGAUCUGUGAAUUGCUGAUUGUGCCCAUCCUCGGCGAGCAGGCCCUCCAGGAGGACCCGUCAACCGGGAAUGCGGGGCCAUCGCAAAAGGGCACCACAAAUCCGGCGAAGGGCUCGCGCUUCCGGAAGUCCACCUCACGCGUCGCCGGUGACUCCAUCGGAUCAGGGGGCGCUCCGGUUCCUCGGCAUGGGGGGCGCUUUGCCACAAUCCCGACGAAUGAGGAUGGCACCCCGGCCGCGGUGCCGGCCAAUGUGCAGCCUCCCCGGCGACGAGCCCUCUGGCCGCAACUCCGGCGGCUGGAUCUCUCGCGCAAUGCCAUCCGAGCCAUCGACCCGGCGCACCUCUUUGCCGAGCAUGUGCCGCAAUUGGAGUUCCUGUCAUUGGCAUUCAACCGGCUGACCCGAGUGGAGCACUUGUCCGGGCUGCCGCGGCUGUCGAUGUUGGACCUGUCACACAAUCGCCUUGAGCGCUUGGGGAACCUGCGUUUGCACCUGGGGAAUGUGACGCACUUGUCGCUGCGUCACAAUUGCCUGUCGUCCCUUCGAGGUCUGGAGCGUCUGUAUCAGCUGGAGGAGCUGGAUGUGCGAUUCAACUGCCUUUGGGAUUCGGAGGGUGAUUUCCGUCUGCUAGCCGGCUUGCCAUUGCUGGAGCGUGUCCACUUGGCCGGCAACCCGCUGUGCUUGGUGGAGGGCUACCGGGCCAAGCUCUUCGCGUGUCUCGGCCCCGGCCGUGCGGAGGACCUGGUGCUCGAUGGCCGGCGAUUGGAAUGGGACGAGCGCAUUGUGGUCGAAGCACACUGGGCCCAGGGGUCCGAAACGUCGGCCAUCCGCGCCACCAGCCGGUCGCUGCCGGCCGUGGUGGAUGACCGCACUGCGUUGGAGGCCGCAGCCAAGGUGGCCGCGGCCGCGGCCGGCAGUGAUCGCCUGCUGGAAACCCUUGGCGAUGGCGAGGAUGACGUUGGCCUGGGACUGCGACUGUCUCUCCACGGGGGCGAGGGUAUUGGCAGCAUGGCCGCCGUGGCGGCAGCUGCCGGGUCCGGCAACACCAGUGGCGACCUUGCCCGGCAGUACUUGGCGACGGCCCUGUCAGCGACAUACUCGGCGCCGGGGCUCCCUUCACCGAAUGAGACCUCCGGAAUGGCCGCAACCAUGAUGUCGGCCACGGCUCCGCUCAGCACGAACCCCAUGCUGACGCCGAUCGCCGAGGCAGAUUGCGCGGUGUACAGCAGCACCCCGCCGGGCCCCAUGGGUCUCGGGGCAGUCGAGCUGGUUGGAGCGACCGCCGUGGCUGCAGGUGCGGCGGCGGCGGCGGCGGCGGCGGCGGCUGCGGCGGCGGCUGCCAGCCCGACUACCGGUCGAACCUGGCGUCGACCCUCGGAUGCGGUGGAUCCCGCGGUUCCCGGUGCCAUCGGUCGCACCAGUUUCCGGACGUCAACCGCCGUGCCGGCAUCUCCGUCGACACCGCGCCUGCGCCGGCCACGAAAGCCAGUGAGCAUUGUCAUUGAGGACUCGCCCCUUGAGUCACUACGCUCUCCUGGUCUGCCGCGACCUGGCCAGCUGCUGGCGGAUGCUCGCACCGAGAAUGACCUCUCGGCCGGGGCAUUGGCCGUGUCGCAGGUGUUGCCGGCCGAGGAGCCGGAGAUGCCGGGCCCUGGUGACCUGCCGGAGAGCCCGGUCGGUCCUCUCCCUGCUGGCGGGGAAGCAACUUCCAAGACAUCAGUCCCGGUGCGAAAUAGCCUCGUUGGCAGUGUGGCCACCGGGCACUUGGAAAAGAUGCUGGCCCUACGGCAGCAGGUGGGCGACAAUUGGCUGGAGGCAUACCGGAAUAUGUCGCGCGCGCCUCGUCUCGAGGAGUCCCUGUUGGAUGUGGAGCAUCGGGCGCAGCUUCUGGAGGAGCAGCCGCAUCUGGCCUUGCAGCUUUCAUCCUUUGGAUCUCUGGGAAUCGAUGCCUUUUCAUAUGGUCCAGCUGGCCAGCUUGGAUCCGGGUCGGGCGAAGCCAUUCAACCCCAUGAGUUCAUGCCGGUGGCUCCUGCUUCCUCUGGGCGGUAUCUGGACCCGGAGGCCGAGCCGGCGGACGCCAGCUCGACGCCGGUCUCGGUGACAGCACCCGACUCGCCGUCGGUGGCCGCGAUGUCGUCGGUGUCGGAGGGCCCGGAAGUUGCCGCCAAUCUGGCGGUGGCUGCUGGCAAUGUGUCGCCCGGGGGGCUGUCGAGCUCGGCCACCACCGAAGACCUCGGUUCCUCGGGCAAGCCGCUGGAGGACUCCUCCCCGGCGGCGGAGGUGGAUGCCUGGGCGCUGGACUCGGGCCCCUCGUUGGUGGAUGAGGCGCUGGAUGAUACGAUCCCCAUGGCGAGUGGUCCGCCGGGGACGGCGGCUCAGUGCAUGCUGUGCUCGCGUCUUUUUGCCUGGACUGAUGCCAGUCGGGUAUGCUGCCCGGUUUGUGGGAGUGGCUACUCCGAAGAACCCCCCAAUGGGGCUGGGGUCCCGGAGCCGGGUGCCUUUGGCAGGCCCUCGCAGUCGGCGCCGGCGGUUCCUCCGCCGAGUGUUUCGGCCCGCCUUAGGGCCCAUGCCUCUGCCAUUGACUUUGUCAUGGAUGACGCUCUUCAGCUCCAGCUGGAAACCGGGCUCCUCGAUGACAGCGAGUCGAUCAAGUACUUCUUUGCUUCGGGUGUCCUUUUCCCGGUGGAAACUACCUCUUCCUUCGCGGCUCUCGGUGCGCUGGCUCAGUCGGCAAUGACCAUGUCUUCGGCAUCGACGGCGGCGUCGCUGGCUGCAUCGGUUGCGCCUCGGCGCAGCCCGCGCUACAUUGCGUGCCUUUUCAGCCAGGCAGCCUUGUACAUUCAACCCUUGGGGCUCUUCCGGAAGCCGGAAGCCGAGGCGGUCGAUGGGUCGGUGCCAGGAUCGCCCAGCGGCACAACGACGACCAGCGAUUCGGUCUCGGGGUCUGGGGCUGCAUCAUCGGCGCUGGGCCGUCCAGCAGGCUCGGGCAUGGGUGAUGCUCUGGGCGGGCACUUCUCGCAGUAUCAGGCGACGGAGUUCCUCGGAUCGGUCGGGGAUCUGAGUGCGCAUGUGGCUCGAUUCUCGCUGGAGCGCCUCCGUCGAGUGGAGGUUGGCUUCAAUUACCAGCAGCUAAUCUUGCACUUCGAGAGUGUGGAUGCUCAAAUCCGCCGAACGGGCAAUCGCACUCUUCGCCGGGAUCUUCCGGCCAUGGAAUGCGAGGAGGAGGAGCGUUUGCUUCUGUUGACGCGGGAUGCGCUCUUGACGUCAGACCUGCUGGCAUUCCUUCUGGCCCAGUCCGACGAUCCGGCAAGCCUCCUGGAUAAUGACCGGACCUGGUGUGUGGACAAUGCCAAGCACCAGGCGUUGGCCACCUUCGAUCCGGCGCAUGCCGAUUCGUCGGACAGCUUCGUGCGGGCCUACUCCUACGCUUUUCUGGCCGGGGUGGCUGGUGGCGGCUUGAGCUCGGUUAGUCCGGAAUUCUUCCAAUCCGGCGAAAGCCAGCUUGUCUCGGUGCUCAUUUCCGAUCACUGCUUCUACCUGACACUGGAAGAUCUGGAUGUGUACUUUGACAACCGGAAGAUCAAUCGCCGCGCCCAGUUCCGGCCCCUGUCGGCCCGGUUGUUGGUGAACCUGGACUCCAUGGAGACUUGGGAGCCGCGCCUGAACGAGGGCCGCCUGUAUUAUGUGCGAAUGGUCUUCAGUGAUGACUCGACCGAGCAAUUGGAUGUGCCAGAGGCGCUGGCGGAGUUCGAAAGUUUGAACUCGCCACUGCCUGGUCGGCCGUCUGUUUUCCAAGUCUUCGCGCGCAAGAAGAAUCCCCCUCGGGGGCUGAGCUCGUCCAGUGGCCUGGCCUCGCCCGGCGCUGGAAGCAUGCGCAACUCCGGAUCGGAUGAGUCUCUCUUCCCUGGCGGCGGGACUGGCAAUACUGUGUUCGACUUGGUUUUUACAUCUCACACGGCACGCGAGAACUUCAUCCAGACUGUCUCCAAGGUAUGGACCAACCUCACCAUGGUUCCCUUGGACAUUUUCAGAUCCUGAGGCAGAUCACCAUGCACGUUGGAGUGCUUGCCCUUUGCCCUUCCCUUGAGAUGGCAUUGCAACGAAUAUAGACCUUGCCCACA